Messenger RNA from Spodoptera littoralis (African cotton leafworm), 2295 nucleotides. Lineage: Eukaryota; Metazoa; Arthropoda; Insecta; Lepidoptera; Noctuidae. The record is from the annotation of a GenBank genome assembly.
AUGAACACACCCAAGUUAUACUCUUCAGGAAAUACAGACUCUGGCAAAGAAUUCCACUCCUUAGCAGUACGCGCAAGGAAGCUUGACGCGCUUCGUGCGUGUGGGUGGGACAUCUACCAUGAAUCGGUGACGCUUCGCCGAUUGUCUUAUGUAGUAGCUUAUAUGCAAUCUGAUGAUUUAUAUUAUCCUGAAAAUAAAAUGGUAAUCAGUAAUUUAAAACGAAGGGAAGUUGUACCACUGAAUCCAUACUCAAAGAUUAAUAGUAGAAGAAUAUUUGGGAACGAUGCACAAGGGAGCCUAAAUUAUAGAAGGACCAAAGAUAUUCGUGAAGAUUUCAUUGAUCGAAGGUUUGAGCUAUCUGAAUCUCAGCUAAGAGAAGUCCAACUGGACAAUAAAGAGAAUAAUUUGAACAAACUGCACAACGAAUUGAGCUGGCUCUCCCUUGACACUGUUGAAGGCAUAGGUACAGUCACUUUAACAAUAAAUCCACACAAACUUACAAAAACACUUUCUUUAAAAAAUAAAGAUGGGACAUCGCCACCACAUUCCGACCACGGAUCCCCAACACGUUGUCGCGAGGUUCGUAAACAAGCCAGUCCAUUAGUGGCCAGUACUAUGAUAGCAGUAAACAGGGGUAUUCAGAAACACGGGACUGGUCCCAACAUUAAACCUAAAAUGGUACAAACGAGCUUUAGGCGAAAUAUGUCAUUUUGGAUCCCUGUUAAAAAAAAUAAGGUUGAUAUUGCGAAGCACAAGUCUCCAAGGAGUAUUACGCCGUUCUUUGACGCUCUGAGGUGUACGCUUAUUGUAGGUCAAGUGUUCUCCUUGCUUCCAUUUGUUGGAGUGUUUACUAAUAUUGCUAGUAAUGUCAAGUUUAUCAAGACAUCGUGGAAAUGUGUGUACUCCGUACUAUCUCUUAUCGGACAGAUGUUCAUGGCAGUACUCUGUAUCAAUAAGUUGGCCAGAUCUAAUGUCACAUUGAAUGGGACUUCUCCUGUAAUAUUCUACGUGACGACUUGCGUGACGAUGAUGAUGUUCUUCCAAGUGGCUCGGCGCUGGCCACAGCUGGUGCAGCAUAUCGCUAAGGCUGAGGAUAUGGAUCCCAAUUUCGACUGCAGCCUGGCUAGGAAGUGCAAUAUUACCUGCGCUGUGGUGCUUAUAUUGGCUUUGUUGGAACACAUCUUAUCUUUGCUAUCAGCAUUCGCUGGAGCCGCUGCCUGCUACGGCGGCAUGGACACCUACCAAGGAUUCGUCACACAUUUCUACCCAUGGGUGUUCAACUAUCUACCCUAUUCCCCAGUCUUAGGAGUUAUUACGCAGUUUCUCCAUUUUCAAUCAACAUUUAUUUGGAACUUCUCCGAUUUAUUUGUCAUCUGCAUGAGUUAUUACUUGACUUCAAGACUGGAACAGGUCAAUAAGAAGCUGCUGGCUGCUCAAGGAAAGAAAAGCACUUUUGAACGUCAACAAAGAAUUAAAAGUGAAGCUCAUUCCCAUGUGUACAAAAGUUCGAGCCUGCGACCGGCGAGCACGGGUGACUCGGCGCGCGGGCUCCUGACCAGAACCAGGCCCAAGCGUACGGCGCGUCGCGUUCCGCGCUUGCCUCAAGGAACCAUCAGACCACCACAGAUGGGGCCCAACAGGACUGAUGUGGAUACGGAGUCGUUCUUUCGCCUGGGUGAGGCGGGAGGGAAUUAUUUACCCGAAAUAUUCUGGCGAGCGACUCGUGAGGACUACUGCAGAGCGACACAGAUAGUCCGCAAGGUGGAUGACGUCAUCAGCGGCGUGGUCUUCAUAUCCUUCGCUAACAACCUCUUCUUCAUCUGCCUGCAGCUGUUCAAUACUUUAGAGGACGGAUUGAAAGGGACAGGAGAAUGCAGUAAUAAGGGGAAAAAAAUCAUCGUCUCCAAAAACGGUCCUCUAGGUGGUCAUGAAGCAGCGACAUACUUCCUCUUCUCCCUCGUGUACCUCUUGUCACGGUCAGUGGCAGUGUCCCUGAUAGCGUCACAAGUAAACAGCGCGUCUUCCGUACCGGCUCCAGUGCUGUAUGAUGUGCCUUCUCCUGUAUAUUGUGUUGAGGUACAAAGGUUCUUGGAUCAGGUCAACGGUGAUAAAGUAGCACUGAGUGGUCUACAGUUCUUCUCCGUUACCAAAGGAUUACUUUUAACUGUGGCCGGGACAAUAGUGACGUAUGAACUAGUAAUGUUUCAGUUCAACUCUUCGACUCCUACGCUGAACAUCACUGCUCCUACUGUUCUAACACCUUCUUCUCCUUCUCUUACUACACUCUCUUCUUGA